This is a messenger RNA of Cyprinodon tularosa, 2328 nucleotides long. It is a transcript of the gene mmp25b, whose product is annotated as matrix metallopeptidase 25b. Gene Ontology annotation, cellular component: extracellular matrix. The transcript is spliced from 11 exons. The coding region runs from base 138 to 1862 and encodes 574 amino acids. The record is from RefSeq and is a predicted model, not a curated record. Gene Ontology annotation, molecular function: zinc ion binding; metalloendopeptidase activity. Lineage: Eukaryota; Metazoa; Chordata; Actinopteri; Cyprinodontiformes; Cyprinodontidae. Gene Ontology annotation, biological process: extracellular matrix organization; proteolysis; collagen catabolic process.
AAAGGGAACUCCCACGCUCCUCAUCCACGGAAACAAACGACAGAAGCUGCAUAUCUGCAGCAAGGAGCGCAGAGUGCGCAUCGAUCAGCCCAGCCUAGUCCCAGGAGACAGAGACGCUUUGGAGGACGAACAGCGGGAUGGAGCUGGACCUUCUGCUGUGGAUUAUGAUGCUGAACUUGAUGGGACGCGCAUCACCGGACCCCAACCAGUACAGCAGAGCGGUGGAUUGGCUGAGCAGAUAUGGUUACCUUCCCCCUCCGGACCCCCGCACCAGCAAGCUGCAGACUAAAGAGGGGAUUGAGCAAGCAAUUCGUGUUAUGCAAAGAUUUGGAGGGAUCCAGGAAACUGGCCUGAUGGACAAGGAAACGCUGAAGCUCAUGUCCACUCCGCGAUGCUCGCUCCCAGAUAUUGUUGGAGGCGAGGACAUGAGGAGGAGGAGGAGGCGCAGGAAGAGAUAUGCUCUGUCAGGCCUUAAAUGGCACAAGACAGACCUCACAUGGAGCAUCCACAGUUAUCCAACAUCCUCUGUAUCGCAAGGAAUGGUGGAUACUCUCAUAGCUCACGCCUUGAAAGCUUGGAGUGACGUUGCUCCGAUAAACUUCAGACGGCAGCAAAGUGACGGCAGCAGGGGCGAAGGGGGUGGAGACAUCAGGGUGUCUUUUGCCAAACUGCUUCAUAACGAUGGCUACCCUUUCGACGGGGAGGGCGGCACCCUGGCCCACGCCUUCUUUCCUGGUCUGGACGAAGUCUCUGGAGACACCCACUUUGAUGACCAUGAGAUCUGGAGUUACGGAGGUGGCGGCAGCACCACAGACUUGUUUACUGUAGCAGUGCAUGAAUUUGGCCAUGCUCUUGGUCUCUCCCAUUCCUCCUCUGAUCCGUCCAUCAUGAGACCGUAUUACCAGGGACCUGUGGAAGACAUUCCCAAAUUCAAGCUGGAGUUGGACGACAGGCUGGCCAUCCAGCAGCUGUAUGGAGCCAGAGACAACGCAGAAACAGAUCAACCGGGGGUUGGAGUAGAUCCUGACCCACCACUCUUUCCGAGUCCACCUCCCCGAAGACCAACAAAGUACCCUGAGCUUUCAUUCAAUGAGCGAUGUCAGGGAAGCUUUGAUGCAGUAGCAAACAUCCGUGGAGAGGUGUUCUUUUUCAAAGGUGAACAUUUUUGGAGAACUAAACGAGAUGGCUCAUUGGUGUCCUUACGGCCAGCUUUGAUCACCAACUUUUGGAUGGGUCUUCCAACCGGAACGAAGGUGGACGCGGUUUAUGAGAGAAAGAUUGACAGCAGAAUCAUCUUCUUUAUUGGUUCUCAGUACUGGGUAUUCAAAGACACAACGGCAAUGAGUGGUUACCCCCGGCCCCUCUCAGAUUGGAAAAUGAGGACGCAGAGCGGUGAGCUGGUGGACAGGGUGGACGCUGCCUUCAUCUGGGCCCACAAUGGCAAGACCUACCUGUUCAGUGGGGGGCAGUUUUGGAGGUUUGAUGAAAGCCAAAAUCGUGAGGGGGUGAUCAAGGAGCCAGAUCCACAAUAUCCUCGCACUAAUGACCUCUGGGGAGGAAUGCCAACCCACAUGGAUGAUAUCAUCACCUGGGGUGAAGGAGAUGCCUACUUCUUCAAAGACAACUUCUACUGGGUGCUCGAGAACGGAGGAAUAAACCAGGAAUACGUCUCUCCUAAGUCCACCUCCAUAGACUGGCUCCGAUGUCCAGCUCCUCCCACAACGUCCACUCCAGAGAUUCCUGGAAAUCCAAAGCAAUGUGUCUGUGCCUUCAACAGAUCGCCUCUGUCUCUCAGGAGCGACUGUCUGAUCCUGAUUGCUGUUACAAUGAUAAUUAAUAGGCUAAUGUGUGUAAAUAAUUAGAGAUGUGUACUGUAGUUAUUUUAAGAGUUGUUUUUUCUAUUUCGGGAUUACAAAUAUAAUAGUUUAACGUCAUACUGCCCUAGAUUACAUAAUAAAGGUUUCACUUGGACAACAUAUCAUAUUACAGUUAUUGUCUCUUAGAAUGGCUCAUAGACGUCCCUAAAAUAGAAAAGCUCCCCCAUUUUGCUUUGUGUGUCUCUUUGGGAUAGACCGAUAUUUAACACUUUUAUGCAUCAGGUGGGGCAGUCCUUUCACAUCAUAAGAUUUUAUCUAGACAGAAGAGAAAAGUGGUGGCAAUGGUCUUAGGACAGUGAGAUCCAGACCUCUGUAUUUUCCUUCUGUGUAUAGAGCACCUGUGCACCACCCAUGUGCAUCACGCACUGCCAAAAGAACAUCAAUUGCCAGGGGAGCCACCAAAAAGAUCAGGCUCAUAGAAAAUAAUGAUAAAAUCCACAGUACCAACACA